AUGGCGGCGGCUGUGGGGCCGAUGAGUUGCGUGCUGUGCAAGGCGUUGCUGUUCGACCCCGCUCGCUGCGACCCUUGCAAACACGUGUACUGCAGGGAGUGCAUAGCGCGGUUCACGGACUGUCCGCUGUGCGGGUGCGACGUGAAGGCGCUGCUGCCAGAUGAGGCGCUAGCACAUGCUGUGGACGCCUUCAUCUCCGCGCACGUGCUGCACCGCCCCGUCCCCGCCCCCCUCCCGCCCGUGCCCGCGCCGCAUUCUGAGUCGUCACACAAUGCGCCAGAGGCUGCCGCUGCUGGUGGUGCUGAUUCGUCCGGCACAGAUGCUUCUGCAGCUGCAGAUUCAGCAGCAGCAGCAGCAGCGGAGCGGGAGGCGGAGGCAGCGAGGGUGGAGGUGGAAGCACUGGACCUGGACAAGGCCAGCCCGGGCAGCUUCCUCUUCCUCCACGCCAUGCGGGCCAUGCAGCAUGGCAACCUGCCCAGUGCGCGGGCUCGCUUUGCGCUCUCCGCCUCCUCACUCAAGGCCUUCCUCUCCAUGCCCUCCGCUGCUGCUGCCACUGCUACCGCUGCUCAUGCUGAUGCUGCUCGUGGUGGCGAGCGAGCAGUGCAGGAGGGGCAGCAGCAGGGGCUGGAGAGGCCUGGUGGUGGUGACUCUGACCGUGGUGCUGUUGAAGAUGAGCUGCACCACGCGCUCUGUGUGACGCUCAACAAGCUGGGCGACCUGCACUACCGCUCCGACCGCGUGCCUGAAGCGCUAGCUCUCUACCAGCAGGCUCUUGCACGCAGGCAGCAUGCACUGGCUCGCACUGAAGCAGGCACCCACGCAGGGGGCUUGAAGGGUGCUGUGAGGGAGACGGCCAGCAAGGCAUUAGACGUGGCAGUGUCAACAGCCAAGGUAGCGGACGCGCAGCAGGCGCUGGGGGAGGAGGAGAGUGCGAGGGAGGGCUUCUCACGCGCACUGCGCCUCGUGCAGGGCGUCAAAGGGACUCUCACUGCCGCUGCUGCUGGCGGACAGGGGGACUGCUUGGCUCUGCUGGAUAAGGUGGAAGCCACACAGGCUUUCCUGCAACAGCAGCUGGCGGCCGCAACAGGAACAACAGGAACUGCAGCAGCAGCAGGGGCGACUGAAGCAGGAGAGGCAGAUGCUAAGAGCUGA
Messenger RNA from Closterium sp. Yama58-4, 1152 nucleotides. Lineage: Eukaryota; Viridiplantae; Streptophyta; Zygnematophyceae; Desmidiales; Closteriaceae. The record is from the annotation of a GenBank genome assembly.